AAAUAAAUAAAAAAAGACAGCGAUAAUAGAAAUUUUCGAUCUUCUCGUAGUCUCCCCCUCUGCUUAAAAACCCUAGAUACAGGGAGCAAAAGCGCGAAUUUUCAUAUUUAUUCAGAUUCUUUUUCCUCCCUUUUCUUACAAAACUAAGAGAAAAAAGAAAAGGGAUUCAAGUUCCGAAGACGAGAAAACAAAUCGAUGGAUUUGGAUCAAUGGAUAUCGAAGGUUAAAGAAGGCCAGCAUCUUUUGGAAGACGAGCUUCAGCUACUUUGCGAAUAUGUAAAAGAAAUCCUCAUCGAGGAGUCAAAUGUGCAACCUGUCAACAGUCCAGUAACCGUCUGUGGUGAUAUCCAUGGCCAGUUCCAUGAUCUAAUGAAGCUUUUUCAGACAGGAGGUCAUGUACCGGAUACAAAUUACAUUUUUAUGGGAGAUUUUGUUGAUCGAGGUUAUAAUAGUCUUGAAGUUUUCACUAUUCUUUUGCUUCUCAAGGCAAGGUAUCCUGCUAAUAUCACGCUCUUGCGGGGGAAUCAUGAAAGCAGACAACUAACUCAGGUUUACGGCUUCUAUGAUGAGUGCCAGAGAAAGUAUGGAAAUGCUAAUGCAUGGCGGUAUUGUACAGAUGUUUUUGACUAUCUUACACUUUCAGCAAUUAUAGAUGGGACUGUACUUUGUGUACACGGUGGCCUUUCUCCUGACAUUCGAACAAUUGAUCAGAUAAGGGUAAUUGACCGAAACUGUGAAAUCCCUCAUGAAGGCCCAUUCUGUGAUCUCAUGUGGAGUGAUCCUGAAGAUAUUGAAACAUGGGCAGUCAGUCCACGUGGAGCAGGUUGGCUGUUUGGGUCCAGGGUCACAUCUGAGUUCAACCACAUAAACAAGCUUGAUCUUGUUUGUCGAGCUCACCAACUUGUGCAAGAAGGUCUUAAGUAUAUGUUUCAAGAUAAAGGCCUAGUAACAGUGUGGUCUGCCCCGAAUUACUGUUACCGUUGUGGGAAUGUAGCUUCUAUACUGAGCUUCAAUGAGAACAUGGAGAGAGACGUAAAGUUCUUCACUGAAACAGAAGAGAAUAACCAGAUGCGAGGGCCGAGGACUGGAGUUCCUUACUUCUUGUAAUCAAAAUGAGUUACAUACUGCAGUGCCUGUAAAAUUAUCCAAGCAUUGUUUGUUCGAAAGAGCCGUGAACAAGGAAGCCUCGAUACUGUGCUAGGCUGCUAGCAGAUGGACCUGUCCUGAAAAUUUUGUCUGCUUCAUCCAAGCUGCUUCUGGAUGUUAAUGGAUCAUGUCAUGUCGAGUCUUGUCUCAAGGUUGCUGUAUUAGUAUAUGCUUUUUCCUUGGAUGUCUUUCAUUCUCCGUACGCUCUCUAUUAAGUAUGUGCUACUUGAUGUUAGUUGAUGUCUCUUUUAUAUUCCUGGUUGUAUUUGUUUCAUUAUAUGUAUACUGCAUCAUCUAGUUCUAAAAUUUUAUAAUUGUUUUUGCCAUUUUA
Molecule: messenger RNA, 1477 nt
Organism: Gossypium raimondii (Peruvian cotton)
Lineage: Eukaryota; Viridiplantae; Streptophyta; Magnoliopsida; Malvales; Malvaceae
Product: phytochrome-associated serine/threonine-protein phosphatase
Exons: 10
Coding region: 196-1107 (303 amino acids)
Biological process (GO): peptidyl-serine dephosphorylation
Cellular component (GO): cytoplasm
Molecular function (GO): protein serine/threonine phosphatase activity
Source: RefSeq, a predicted model, not a curated record